Molecule: messenger RNA, 1554 nt
Organism: Peronospora belbahrii
Lineage: Eukaryota; Oomycota; Peronosporomycetes; Peronosporales; Peronosporaceae
Source: the annotation of a GenBank genome assembly
AUGACGGCAGUAAGUUCUCCUGAAGUGCGAAAGCAACGACAACAAUUAGCAUAUGCAUUACAGGCACUCAAAGUAUACAAUCCAGACUUUGUCUUGACUCCUGAAGUACAAGAAAUCAUGCGUGCUUUUUUUGUAGAUUUACAACCAGAUGAACACGGAACUAUCACGCGUGGUGCAUUAGCAGAUGAGAUUGCGCGAUUAGAUCCAAGUAUUGAUACAAAACGAUGUGUGCGACAUGAUAUGAUACUACGACGUGAAGAGCGUUUGGAUUUUAUUGCUUUUUGUGAUUGGGUAAUGCGUUGGAAGGUACAAAAUCCGCAAUCUGUACAAAAUGUUUACACAUCAUGGGCAAGACAACUUGCAGCUUUGGAUUUUGGCAUGAGUGAAGGUGAUAGUCUAUUUUUAGAUUUAAAACCGGAAGAUGAACCAUCCAAUGAAAUGCUUGCAAUGGAAAUUAUACAAUUAUUGCAAAUUCGACAAAAAAGCAAAAGUCUUACAGAGGUUGCACGAAGUAAUGGUAUUCAUCCAGUCGAUACGUUUGAAAUAGAUACAGCAAAAAUACACCAUGUUGAUAAUGUCAACAUAGUGAACAAGAGAUCCUCCAUGCAGACCGUGUCUAAAUCAUUUCUCGCAGGAGGAAUGGCGGGUAUUGUAGCCAAGUCAACGUUAGCACCAUUGGAUCGCGUCAAAAUUUUAUUCCAAGUCAAUGACCAGCGAAAAUUCAGUUUUCGCAAUGCUGCUCGGAUGGCUAAAAAUAUUUACGUUCAUGAUGGUUUCCAUGCACUCUUUCGAGGCAAUAUGCUGAAUAUUCUGCGAGUAGUCCCUUAUGCAGGACUGCAGCACGCAGGGUUUGAUUUUUUUAGGCAUAGAUUCCAUGCGUACAAUUACCAGAAUGCCGAAAAAGACGGGAUUGAUGAGGUGCCAAAACUUAGUAAUUUACAGUUGGUGACGGCUGGGUCACUGGCAGGAGGAAUCUCUUUGGUUUUAGCAUACCCGCUGGAUAUUGUACGAGCGAGGUACAUGGUACAAAUGGGAAAGCAUCGUUACACUAGUAUCUACGACGCUGUCAUGACAAUGUACAAGGUAGAUGGUGUACGGUCGUUUUCGCGCGGACUUGUGCCGUCCUUGUUAGGCACGCUGCCGUACACUGGAAUCGGAUUUUCGCUGAAUGAACGAUUUAAGAUAUGGACGCUUGAGUUUCAGAGUCGUCGAUUGGAACAGAAAUGUGGAAUAAGUGCACCCGAGCCAAGUCUAAAUGCGCUGACCAAGUUUGUGUGCUCGUACUUUGCGGCAUGCAUUGCACAAACGAUCACAUAUCCGCUGGACACCAUUAGAAGGCGAAUUCAAACGGACGGCUAUGUCACGAAAUCUCAGGCAAAACUGCAAUACACUGGUGUGACUACUACUGCCCGAAUCAUUUUAGCACGUGAAGGCUGGCGGGGCCUGUUCAAGGGUGUGUCAGUGAAUUGGAUGCGAAGCCCCGUAUCAACCGGCAUUAGCUUAACGACGUAUGAUGUAUUGAAGGAGCUAAUGGGAGUCGAAAAGAUAGAGUAA